CAAACCAGCCAACGCCCUCAUUCCAAUAACUUCGUCCAAGCGCACACAAGUCACGUCGCGUAUUUAACCCCACACAGACAGCAAUGGAGGCCCUGCUUCAGAACGAGCUGAUGCUCAAGAGCGGCGAGGUGGUGCCCACGUCGCAGGCACUGGCCGGCAAGAAGGUCAUCGGCCUUUACUUCAGCGGCCACUACUGCCCGCCUUGCCGCAAGUUCACUCCGCUGCUAGACGUGGUUUACAACGACAUCAAGGAGGCUGGUCACGAUGACUUCGAGAUCGUCUUCGUGUCUUCAGACAAGGAAGAAGCCAAGUUUACAGAGUAUUACGAGGAGAUGCCCUGGAUCGCGCUACCCUACGCUCGCCGCGACCUCAAGAUCGAGUUGUGCGAGAAGUUUGGCGUCAAGACGGUGCCCACGCUCAUCUUCUUCAACGAGAAGGGCGAGAUAGUGGAGCGCGAGGGCCGCUACUUCGUCACGGACCACUCCGACGACAUCGACGCCAUCCUCGCCCACCUCCGCCAGGAGAAGAAGGAGUAAAGCAAGCGCUUCGACAGCAUAACUUUACCUUCUCUCCCCUGUAGAACAGUUUUUUUUCUGAUAGCUAACGGUGAAUUUAAAAAUCCACUUUCAAUUCUACAUUACAGAGCAAUGAUCAACACUCUAACUGCAUACACACUCUCGUUCAAUGCAAACAAUGGAAAUGUAACAUGAAAGCUC
Messenger RNA from Phytophthora nicotianae INRA-310, 716 nucleotides. RefSeq lists its product as hypothetical. The record is from RefSeq and is a predicted model, not a curated record. The transcript has a single exon. Lineage: Eukaryota; Oomycota; Peronosporomycetes; Peronosporales; Peronosporaceae. Bases 84 to 536 code for a protein of 150 amino acids.